AUGAAGGAAAUAACAACACAUUUUACAUCGUCGUCAUUAUUAUAUCUUAUAAUGAGCAUAUUAUUAUAUAUGAAUAUAUCUCCAAAUUUUUCAGAAGCAACUUCUUUGACAUAUGCGGUAGCAGCUCAUGAAAAGGCUUGCUUUUAUGCUUGGAUUGAUAAACCGGGAGAAAAGAUUGCCUUUUAUUUUGCAGUACAAACUGGUGGUUCAUUUGAUAUUGAUUAUUUGGUAACAGAUCCAAAAGGUAAAACAAUCUUAAAUGGAGAGAAAGAACGACAAGGAGAUUUUAUAUUUACGGCAAAUUAUGUAGGAGAAUAUUCAUUUU
Molecule: messenger RNA, 325 nt
Organism: Entrophospora sp. SA101
Lineage: Eukaryota; Fungi; Glomeromycota; Glomeromycetes; Entrophosporales; Entrophosporaceae
Source: the annotation of a GenBank genome assembly